Aureobasidium vineae is the source of this 1452-nucleotide messenger RNA. The record is from the annotation of a GenBank genome assembly. Lineage: Eukaryota; Fungi; Ascomycota; Dothideomycetes; Dothideales; Saccotheciaceae.
CGCAAUCACGAUGGCUCCCAAGGAACCUUCCAAGAAGCCUCCCAACAAGCCGGUCAAGAAGAAGCCACCCAAAAGCCGAAGCCGCUUGUCAAGAAGCCCGUCAAAAAGCCUGGCAAGAAGGACCACAAGCCAGCGCCAGUCAAGAAACCCGACAAGAAGCCGCCACCUGCAAAGAAGCCUGACAGCAAGCCGCGGUCCGUCAAGACGCCUAACAAGAAACCUGAUAAGAAGACACCGCCCAACAAGAAGCCGGGGCCCUCAAAGCCCUCGUGGGAGUCGAUUCUCAAAAAUCCCUUCAAGAAGAAGUCAUCAUCUGACAAAAAGCCGGAUCCCGACAAGAAACCACCGCCAGCCAACAAGCAGCCCUCGCCUGAUAAGAAACCACAUCCAGACAACAAGAAACCACUGCCAGGUAACAAGAAGCCACCGUCAGACAAGCAGCCCUCGAUCGACAAGAAGCCAACAGCAGACGGGAAGUCAAUACCAGACGGGAAGCCAAAGCCAUCUGAUCCCGCUCCUGCGACACCAUCAUGGAGGUUAGCGCUCAAAACCCCUUCAACAAGAAGCCAGGUCCUGAUGGAAAGGCGCCGCCAGACGUCAAGUCAACGUUCAACAAGACGCCAGCCACUGUCAUCACCUGACUCGAAGCCAACGCCGACUAAGACAACACCACCUCACAAGAAGUCACAGCCUCCGAACCUACCUUCCAAAGCACAGCCAUGGAAAACGGUUCUCAAGAAUGCCUUGGACAAGGAACCAGUGCAGCAGGACCCUUCUGCAGGGCCAUCGUCCAGUAAAACCUCGUCUGAGCCACCAUCUGUCACUGGGAGUUUGCCUCGAAAAGGCAAAGUCAGAUCGAUGCCGCCAACUAACCAGAGCAACGGACCAACACCUUCUCCUCAAGAUCUACGAUUAGCUUGGAUGCUCUUACCAUUCGCUCCUGCUGCUUCGAGCGCCUUGGCUGGUGCCGAUACCCCAAGAGUUCUGGCAACGCUCUUGUUGAGUCUUCUGACUCUGAAUGUCGGUGGCGCUAUGUUGGCGGCUGUAGAUGUUCAUAAAGGGAAAACGCGUCCUCCUCCGCCAACACGUUUUCUUCAAGCAAAGUAUCCUCUUCAAACAAUGUGUCGUCGGGUGGCUCUUUUUCCUCAAACAAAGCAGCUUCGCAGUUCUGGAUCAAUUUCGACAAACAAUGCUUCGUCAGCAUACGCCGGUGGCUCGUCUUCUGCAAAUAACGCAACAUCGACAUGCGCAGGUGGUUCUUCGUCGGCACUCAAGAGUAGCAAUAGCAGCAGCUUGGAGCACGGCCAGUUCAUCGAACUCAAGUUCCUCUUCGUCAUCGGGCUCAUCAUCUUCGAGUUCAUCAUCAAGCAGUGGUUCUUCGAGUUCAAGUUCUUCCUCGUCCAGCUCGUCUUCCUCGUCCAGUUCUUCGAGCAGCUCAAGCAGUUCCAGUAG